UGAUUGACAUUUGACAAUACAAAUGGUAAGGCUAUGAAAGCUUCGUGACAGCAAAAUAAAAUAAAUCAUGUCGAAAUAUAAAUAAAUAAAAAAUUAGAAUAUUAAAAUAUAUUGUCAAAUAAUAUUACUAGUUGGUUAAAAUAAUUUGCAAUGCACUCAAAUAAUAAUCCAGAUUUAAGUAAAAUAUGCCGCUUAUGUCUAGGUGAACUUGUUGAUAAAUUUUACAUAUUUAAGUCUGAGUUUUGCAUUCCAUUGCGAAUAAUGGCUUGCACUACAUUAGAAGUUAAGGAAUCCGACAAUCUUCCAUCAGCUAUUUGCAAAUUUUGUAGAAUACAAUUAGAAAAAUUUUAUUUAUUUCGAAAAAAAUGUCAAAUUUCGGAUGUAAAAUUAAGGAAGCAUGUGCGUUAUAUCUCUUCAGGGAAAGUCUCUAAAGUUUUUAGCCAGUCAAAUGACGAUGAUGAAGAUGAUUACGAUGAAGACUUUAUUAAUUCACAAAAGUUUAUUGCGACCUUUGAAAAUGAGGAGAAGACGUUAGUCAAACAAAAUGAAGAAAACUUAGUAAAGUGUGAUAAAUGCACACAAACAUAUGAUAUAGAAGUAAAAAUACCUGAAUCUAAUAUUAAAAACAAAAAAUUGAUAGAGAAUUUCAUAAAUAACCGAAAUGAUAAUUGUAUUAAUAUUCAAAAUGAUGUUGAAGUUAAUAACAAAAGCAAGACGUCUCUAGGAAAAGAAAGUGAACGUGAUGGUAUUGUGUAUGUGAUACAAAGUGAAUGUUCAGAGACAGAAUAUGGGAAUCGUCAAGAAGUACGAAUAUUUGUGGAAGAGGAAGAUGAAUCAUUUUAUUCUAUAGAAAACGAAUCAACUGAAUCUAAAACCCAGAUUGUUGACGAAAAUGAUGAUAGCACAACUUUUAUUGAUGGAUCUUGCAUAUUAUUAGAUGAGGAAGAAAACUCGAACAAAGCUUUUGAUGAAGACUCCACCGACACAAAAUAUGAAAGAAUGGUCACAGAAGAAAAUAAGCAAAGUAUUAAUGAAGAUGAAAAAAAUACACGCGAUACUAAAAUUUUCGAAAACAAAGAUAUUAAAUUAUUUAAAUGUCAUAUAUGUCCACAAUCAUUUUCAAGAAUGUUUUUACUUGAUAAGCACUUGCAUCUACAUAAAAAAGGCAAAAGUCAUAUUUGCAACAUCUGUAAAAAACAUUUUGCAGCCAAAAGUUCUUUAGACAGGCAUUCUAGAAUUCAUAAUGGGGAAAAACCUUAUAAGUGUGAUGUUUGUGGAAAAGCUUUUAUACAGAAUGAAGUUUUAAAAAGACACCGAUAUUUGCAUCUCGAUAAAAAACCUUUUGAGUGCAGUCACUGCAGUCAAGCUUUUAUUCAAAAGAAUUUAUUACAGCAUCACAUGACGGUCAAACAUUCUAAUAAGCCAAUCCCAAAAUUAUUUAAUUGCGAUAUUUGCCCGAAAGCGUUCGUGCAUUCAUCUGGACUAAGUCGUCAUCUUAUUUUACAUUCAGGAAUUUCAUAUGAUUGCGAACAUUGUAGCAAAAAAUUUACUGACAAAAGUGCACUUAAGCGACACACAGAAAUCCACUCAAGAAAAAAAUUACGACUCAAAUAUAUUAGUGACAAAACUGGACAAAAACUAAGUGAAUGAUGCCCUUUUCAAAUUUUAGUUAAUUGUUUCUUUAAAUAAUUCUAAUAAAACAAAAUACUGAUAUUGAUGAAAUUCAUCAUGACAAAGGACAAACAACUUUUUGGUUGCAUUUUAUUGUAGAUACAAUACAUAGUAUUUAUAAAUUAUAUGUGCUUUAACUUUUGUAAUAAAUAAAAAAUAUAAGAAAAAUGUG
This is a messenger RNA of Condylostylus longicornis, 1843 nucleotides long. Its product is annotated as zinc finger protein 480-like. Lineage: Eukaryota; Metazoa; Arthropoda; Insecta; Diptera; Dolichopodidae. Bases 151 to 1650 code for a protein of 499 amino acids. Gene Ontology annotation, molecular function: zinc ion binding. The record is from RefSeq and is a predicted model, not a curated record. Gene Ontology annotation, cellular component: nucleus. The transcript has 8 exons.